AUGAAGUCUUUCUUUGCUAUCGCCGCCGGUCUCUUGGCCGCUAGCUCUUCAGUGCUCGCGGCUCCCGCAACUGGUUCCGACGGCUUCAUCAACAAGUACGCCCUCCCUGCGAACCACUCCACUGAGACCAAGGAGUACAUUAUCACCUGGUGGCGUAACGACACUGAGUCCAGGAAAAUCGAGACUUACUUGGACGAGUUAUCUCUUAACAAGGGAGAUGCGCUGAUUGCCGAAUCCUCACCGGGUGUCAACCCUCAAUGGGCCAUUGUCGAGAUGUGCGACGACCACGCCAAGGUCUUCCAGUCUUUGACAGAGGUCAACAUUGUUGAGGAAAAGGCAGAUGUCCAGUCCUUCGCACAGCAGCAAGGCGCUCCCUGGGGCCUGCAACGAAUCUCGAGCGCAGCCGGCGCUACUGGAUCCCCCAACGACCAGGAUUUUGUUUACUCCUUCGAUGAUUCAGCCCUCGGUGCUGGUGUUGACAUUUACGUCAUCGAUACCGGUGUGCGAACCUCCCACGCUGUUUUUACUGGACGUGCCACCCAGGGUUUCACCGCUACCGGCUCCUUCGUUGACGGUGAUGGCCACGGCACCCACGUUGCUGGUACUGCUGGUGGCGCGAAGUUCGGUGUCGCCCAGGGUGCCAACAUCAUUGAAGUUAAGGUUCUUGGAGACGACGGUUCUGGUGCGUCUUCCGACACCAUCAAGGGUAUGGACUGGGUUAUCGCCAACCACAACAAGCGGAAGACACAGCCAGGCUUUAUCGGUUCCAUCAUGAGCAUGUCUUGGGGUCUUCAGGGUACUGCUAAUUCAGUCGACGAGAUCAUUUCUGGUGCUUCUGAGGCUGGCAUCCACGUUUCGGUAGCCGCUGGUAAUGACGGUAUCGAUGCUUGCGGUAGCACUCCCGCUCAUCUGGGUGGCAAGAACUCCAAUGUUGUCACCGUCGGCUCUGUUAACAUCGACAACGAGAUCUCAUCCUUCUCCAAUAUCGGCCAGUGCGUUGACAUCUACGCCCCCGGCGAGCAAAUAUUGAGCUCAUGGAGCACCGGCGACGCCGUCAUCAACUUCCUUUCCGGUACAUCGAUGGCUUGCCCUCACGUCACCGGUGUAAUGGCCACUCUUAUGACUCAAGAUGUUGCUGGACUUGGUCAGAACCCUGCUGCGCUCAAGGCUAAGCUCCUCCAAACUGCCCGCCAGGGUGAUGUCAAGGGUAACACUGGUGGUAGCGCAAACUUGCUCCUCAGUAACGGUGUUGACGGCGCUGUUAAGCGUCUCACCAAGAACUACGUCCUACCAGACCACAGCGGUCUGAACGGUAGCCCGGCUGCUCGUGCCGCUGCUGCUGUCAUUGCUAAGGACAUCACCCUCGACAAGCGCUUCCAGCUUCACUCCCGGGAAGCCAAACUCCGAUUCUAG
Messenger RNA from Alternaria atra, 1413 nucleotides. RefSeq lists its product as uncharacterized. The record is from RefSeq and is a predicted model, not a curated record. Gene Ontology annotation, biological process: proteolysis. Gene Ontology annotation, molecular function: serine-type endopeptidase activity. Bases 1 to 1413 code for a protein of 470 amino acids. Lineage: Eukaryota; Fungi; Ascomycota; Dothideomycetes; Pleosporales; Pleosporaceae. The transcript has a single exon.